AUGGCCUCCCGACCGGUGACUCUGCAGGUCAAGCCCCGAGGCAAACGCAUUCCCUCGCUACCCGCCAGCACUUCCAUCUACGUGCAAGGCAGCACCGCCGACCUCUACCACCGCAUCGCCGCCGAGUCCAACUUCUCCGUGCACCGCCUGCGCAUCACGCGGGAAGACGACGGCACCUUCAUUCCCAACGACAAGACCAAGAGCGUCGAGUCCUUCCAGCUUCGCAAUGGCAGCACCAUCCUCGUCAAAGACCUGGGCCUCCAGAUUGCCUGGCGAACUGUCUUCAUCAUCGAAUACCUGGGGCCCCUCCUCAUCCACCCCUUCUGCUACCUCGCCCGUCCCUACAUCUACAAAAAUGCCCCGCCGCAGCCAUCUCAACUGCAGACCCUCUCCGUGGUCAUGAUUGCCCUCCACUUCCUCAAAAGAGAGCUGGAGACCUUCUUCGUCCACCGCUUCAGCAGCGCUACCAUGCCCGCUUCCAACAUCUUCAAAAACAGCGCUCACUACUGGCUCCUCUCCGGCUUCGAAAUCGCCUACUUCAUCUACUCCCCGACCCACCCGACCUCCACCUCCUCCUUGAUUCCCCUCAUCGACUACACUGCCGUGGCAGCUUACACCUUCGCUGAGCUCGCCAAUCUCAACACUCACCUGAUCCUCCGAAAUCUGCGAUCUCCCGGCGGCACGGAGAGAGGUGUCCCACAAGGGUUUGGAUUCGCAUGGGUGACUUGUCCGAACUAUCUAUUCGAGGUGAUUGCCUGGGUCAGCAUCUGUGUGGUGACAAGGAGUUGGACUACGGCUCUGUUCACAGCUGUGGCUGGUGGGCAGAUGGCUGUGUGGGCGAAAAAGAAGGAGUCGAGGUACAGGAAGGAGAUGGGCGCCAAGUAUGCGAAAAAGAAGUUCGCUAUGAUUCCUGGCUUGAUUUGA
Messenger RNA from Sphaerulina musiva SO2202, 924 nucleotides. RefSeq names its product synaptic glyco protein SC2. The record is from RefSeq and is a predicted model, not a curated record. The coding region runs from base 1 to 924 and encodes 307 amino acids. The transcript has 2 exons. Gene Ontology annotation, molecular function: oxidoreductase activity, acting on the CH-CH group of donors. Gene Ontology annotation, biological process: very long-chain fatty acid biosynthetic process. Lineage: Eukaryota; Fungi; Ascomycota; Dothideomycetes; Mycosphaerellales; Mycosphaerellaceae.